Messenger RNA from Pseudoliparis swirei, 3831 nucleotides. RefSeq names its product atlastin GTPase 2 (gene atl2). Gene Ontology annotation, biological process: endoplasmic reticulum organization; protein homooligomerization. The record is from RefSeq and is a predicted model, not a curated record. The transcript has 14 exons. Gene Ontology annotation, molecular function: GTPase activity; GTP binding. Bases 36 to 1883 code for a protein of 615 amino acids. Lineage: Eukaryota; Metazoa; Chordata; Actinopteri; Perciformes; Liparidae.
UUGACGUCAGCCACGUUAGGUUUCAGUAGUCCAAGAUGGCGGAGGUGAGCGGGUUGAGGAGCAGAAAUCACUUCGAGCCCAACUGCAAAAGCCGAGUCACCGACGAAGGCUCGAGUCGUGUGGAAGAUGUCCCCGUUUUUCGGCAUAAGCUGAAGUCUCCUCUGACCAGGCCCGAGCACCUGGAGGAUGAAUUGCUCCCCAGGGCCGCCGCCUCAAACCUCACCUCCUCACCAGAUGAGUUUCUGGAAGGAGAGGCUGUGGAGGAGCAGGAAGAGGAGGAGGAGGAGGAGGAGGAGGAGGAGAAGCCCAAGCCCAUCCAGAUCGUCCUGGCCAACAAGGAAGAGCACGGCUUUGAGCUGGACACCGCGGCGCUGGAGCGGAUCCUGCUGCAGGACCACGUGAAGGACCUGAACGUGGUGGUGGUGUCCGUGGCCGGGGCCUUCCGCAAGGGCAAGUCCUUCCUGCUGGACUUCAUGCUGCGCUACAUGCUCAGUCAGGGCAAGUCGUGGAUGGGAGGCGACGACGAGCCCCUCACGGGGUUCACCUGGAGAGGAGGCUGCGAGAGGGAAACCACGGGAAUCCAGAUCUGGAGCGAAGUCUUCGUGGUGGACAAGCCGGAUGGCAGCAAGGUUGCCGUGCUCCUCGUUGACACUCAGGGGGCGUUUGACAGCCAGUCCACCAUCAAGGACUGUGCCACCGUGUUCGCCCUCAGCACAAUGACCAGCUCUGUGCAGGUGUACAACCUCUCCCAGAACAUACAGGAGGACGACCUGCAGCACCUGCAGCUCUUCACAGAAUAUGGCCGCCUGGCAAUGGAAGAGAUCUACCUCAAACCUUUCCAGUCCCUGAUGUUUCUGAUUCGGGACUGGUGUUAUCCUUAUGAACACAACUACGGGCUGGAAGGAGGCAACAACUUCCUGAAUAAGAGACUACAAGUGAAACAGAACCAACACGAAGAGCUGCAGAACGUGAGGAAGCACAUCCACUCCUGCUUCUCCAGCAUCGGCUGCUUCCUGCUGCCACAUCCGGGCCUCAAGGUGGCCACCAACCCCUACUUUGACGGCAGGCUGAAAGACAUCGAUGAUGAUUUUAAGACGGCGCUGGCCAAGCUGGUGCCUCUCCUCCUGGCCCCGGACCGACUGGUGGAGAAGGAGAUCGGAGGCAACAAAGUCACGUGCAGAGAUCUCCUGGAGUACUUCAAGGCUUACAUAAAGAUCUACCAGGGGGAGGAGCUACCGCACCCGAAGUCCAUGCUGCAGGCGACAGCAGAAGCCAAUAACCUGACGGCUGUGGCAGGAGCCAGAGACAUGUACGGCAAGAACAUGGAGCUGGCCUGCGGGGGGGACAAGCCGUACAUGGCGCCGGCCGACCUGGAGCGCUGCCACGGGGAGUUUCGCGAGCACUCUGUGCGUUUCUUCCGCUCCGUGAAGAAAAUGGGCGGCGACGACUUCUGCCAGCGCUACCAGAGCCAGCUGGAGGCGGAGCUGGACGACGCCUACGCCAACUUCUCCAAGCACAACCAAGGCAAAAACAUCUUCCACGCGGCGCGCACGCCCGCCACGCUCUUCGCGCUCAUGUUCUUCACCUACGUGGUGUCCGGGCUGACGGGCUUCGUCGGCCUGAGCACCGUGGCGUUGCUGGCCAACCUGUUCAUGGGCGCCGCGCUGCUGUCGCUCUGCGCCUGGGCCUACGUCAAGUACUCCGGGGAGUUCCGGGAGGUGGGGACGAUGAUAGAUCUGGUGGCCGAGGAGCUCUGGGAACAGGUUUUGAAGCCGCUAAGUGAACAUUAUAUGGAAGACAACGUCAGACAGACGGUGGUGAACUCCAUCAAAGCCAGCUUGACGGAACCGAGCUCGAAGCACACCAAGUUAAAGACUCACUGACGCUCUUCCUCCUCAUCUCCCCCGUCAUGUUCAUCGUCCUCCUGCCCUCGCUCGAUGUGUUCAAUCCUAGAACUGUGGAACUAGUUCAACACCAGAGCUGCCCCCCCCACCCCCACCCCACACGUCCAUAUCGUCUCAACAUGGCUGCCCCAGCUUCACUUGCUGUUGUGGACCUGCUCUUCAUCGCCCCCCAGUGCCUCAGAGCAGAAACUGCACGUUCACCAGAGGACGGAGGAGAGAAGCCGGACCUGAAGGACCGCCACCUUCUCCAGUGUGCCAUGCUGUGAUAGAUGUGUCUUUUGUUGUAGGCUGACACACACACACACACACACGCUGGUAGCGGACUGCACUCGCUUCAGGAUUGCGCUGCCAUUCAGGGAAGCUCAACACAGGAUGCAAACUGAAACACUUUUCUGUGCAUCGACUGGUUUUGUCUUGCGAGUCGGGGCUCCGUUUACUUUCUCUUCAGCCGGUUUAUUAUCCCACAAGCACAAGUGACCAGUCGACUAAUAGUGAGGUGAUUGUCGGGUCUUUUUUUGGUUUUGUUAUAUCAGGAAAUGGAUUAUAUUGAUUCUGAACUGAAAGUAAAUUGACAAUCCGUCACGGACGAGCUGGAGAAGAUUUCUUUUUUAAACCGUCUGUCCGGGUUAAUCUGUCUUCUCCUAAUCUGAGCUGUAUAGAACUUUUCUUCUUCUCCUCCUGACAUGCACCUCGACCACCUGCCUGUCUCCACUCACUCGGUUUCUCCCAUUAUGUUUGGAAGGUGCGUGAACCAGGCGCCCCGAUGCCCCGCGGGGCUCCGGCUGCUUCUAGACGUCUGUGCGUCCUUUAAUAUUUCGUGAUCCUGAAGAGAACUGUAGGACGCCUCGAGCCUCUCGGAUGAUCUUUGACGUGUUUUUAGAAGAGGACUAAUGUUUUAUCUGGCCUUCAGCGUCCGCAUGGUGUUGAGAGCGACUGUUGUCGCAUUAAGCCAACAGCCUGUAGAGUCUGGCGUUGGGUCUCCGGUCGCUUCCAGCGUUUUAUCUUCCACCGCCUCGUUUUUAAAGCUGCUCCAGACCCUCCGUUUUAACACCUCGAUUCUUGCUUUUGCAAGCUUUAUUUAGUUGGAGAGAUGACUUUUAGCUCAAAUAACAUCUUUGAAAGGAUGAGUUUAAAAUGUUUGCAAAAUACGCUCUUGCUUUCUUGAGUGAGUUAAAUUUAUUCGACAUGUCGGGUUAAUGUACAGCCGGCCGAGUGAAAGUUAAAGCUCAAUAAUGAACAUGGCAGCUGAUCGUUUGUUUUAUGUCAAGAUUUAAAAGUGGAAAAAAACUAUUACGCAAACAAACGUGCUACUUGUUGAGCUUCAACGGUGCUUUAAGAAGAAAACAAUAUGAUCCAGAUUUUCCCCGUUUCCAGCUUCAUAUUUAACAGUCGGAUAGGAAAGCUUGAUAAAUCUAACUCUGCAACAAAGUGAAAUGUUUCGUUAUUUCUCUCGAGUUUGUUACCGGACUUUAUUUCUCACUUUAUUCGACAGCUCCUCAUCCGUUUGAGUUUUUCUUUCGUUGAGUCCAUCCACAUUUCUCACCUCGUGCACCAGUCUCAAACUGUACAGUCUCUUUUUUUGUUCUGUGGUUACAUAAACAAACCGGGCAUGUUUGAUUAAAUAUUUAAAUAAACUUUGUAUACAUUUUCUUGUGAAUCGGUUGACGAUGGCUGUUUUGGUGAUCAACUUAACAGUCUGGCUUGUUUAAGAAUAAGUUGCUGCUGUCGGGUUUACUCUAGUUUAUAUCCUUUUCAUGAGGAUAGAUGUUAAUAGAAACGUGUUGUGAAUAUUUGGAUUCUGAUAGGAAAAUCUUCUGCCUGUGACGAGUGGGUCGGAGACGAUGUCUUAUCUGCCUUUUUAAAGAUAUCGCCGGUAAUUUAUUUUUGAAUAAAAUGUUACCUUAAGAAUAAACUCUCAAUUCAAGUG